Molecule: messenger RNA, 258 nt
Organism: Monoraphidium neglectum
Lineage: Eukaryota; Viridiplantae; Chlorophyta; Chlorophyceae; Sphaeropleales; Selenastraceae
Exons: 3
Coding region: 1-258 (85 amino acids)
Cellular component (GO): mitochondrion
Source: RefSeq, a predicted model, not a curated record
AUGAGCGCGGCCCGAAACUCUGAGCUGGGCCUCUUUAUCUUGCGGAGCCAGGUCCUGGCGCUGUACCGCUCUUUUAUCCGCACCUGUCGACAAAUCCCCGCCAGUAACAGAGGUGAGGUCAUGUCGGAGGUGCGGCGCGAGUUCAGGUCGCAGCAGGACCCCUCAAAGCCGCGGGACGCCUAUGCCGUCAAGUACUUGCUUUCUGAUGGCAGGACCAAGCUGAAGAUGCUGCAAGAAAUGAUUGGCUUCAGGACCUGA